This is a messenger RNA of Phalaenopsis equestris, 937 nucleotides long. RefSeq lists its product as uncharacterized. The transcript is spliced from 6 exons. Gene Ontology annotation, molecular function: carbohydrate binding. The coding region runs from base 78 to 839 and encodes 253 amino acids. The record is from RefSeq and is a predicted model, not a curated record. NCBI's taxonomy places the organism in Eukaryota, Viridiplantae, Streptophyta, Magnoliopsida, Asparagales, Orchidaceae.
UUAUUGUGCUCCGCGGCUCAUCAGGAUUCUAUACUUAUUCCAUCUAUGAGCACUUGGAAGGAUGGCCUGAUUUCAAUAUGGCAGAAACUAGGGUUGCUUUCAAACUUAGAAAAGACAAGUUCCAUUACAUGGCGGUGGCUGAAAAUCGACAAAGAAUCAUGCCAAUGCCCGACGAUCGUAUGUCCGGAAGAUGUCAACAGUUAGCUUACCCAGAAGCUGUUCUACUAACAAAUCCAAUCUAUCCAGACCUUGCAGGAGAGGUGGACGACAAGUAUCAGUAUUCUUGUGAUAAUAAAGACAACAAAGUUCAUGGCUGGAUCUCAUUUGAUCCUCCUACGGGCUUUUGGCAAAUUACACCUAGUGACGAAUUCCGUACCGGCGGGCCUACAAAGCAAAAUCUUACCUCUCAUGUUGGUCCUACCACCCUUGCUAUGUUCUUUAGUGCUCACUAUUCUGGAGAUGAUCUUGUGCCUAAAUUCAGAAAUGGAGAAUACUGGAAAAAGGUCUUUGGCCCAGUGUUCAUAUAUCUUAAUUCUACCUGGGGAGAAACAGGUCCACAUAUUCUGUGGGAGGAUGCAAAUUUGCAGAUGAGAACUGAAGUAGAGUGUUGGCCAUAUGCUUUCCCUCUUUCAGAAGAUUACCAGAAGGCUGGAGAAAGGGGCUUUGUUACCGGUAGGCUACUCAUUCGUGAUAGGUACAUUGAUGAUGAUGAUCUAUAUGCAAGUUCUGCAUACAUUGGGUUGGCAUUACCAGGAGAAGUGGGGUCAUGGCAAAGAGAAUGCAAGGUGAGUAUCAACAACUCUUUUAUUUUUCUUGGCCCACCCGAAGUCCGCAAGUAGGGGCGUGCAAACAGUUAAUUUGGUGCCAACGGAUAGUUUGGAUGGGUCAAUUUAUAAAUUAAUCAAACUGAAUGAAACCUAAAUCGAAAAUUUAAAAA